AUGUUCAACAACGCAGAGAUACGCAGCAUUAGAAAUGCGAAUCGUUUCAAGUCGCACAUGCAGAGCGAUAGUCUUGUCGACUUCAAUAAGCAGUUGGAGGAUACCAGGAUCACACCUCGGAAGUCUUCCAUGGCAAAUCUUCUACGCCCUUGCAAGCACGAAGAGAGCGACGACUUGGGCAACAAGAACCAUUCUACAGACCUACGGAAAGAUCAAAUUUUGAGUGACUCGGCCGUCAUUCACGACCCAGCCAUUAUUGACAUUGGUUUCCGGGAUACCAAGCCAACAGACAGCGGUUCCGAACACAACCAAGAUGAUCGCUUUCAGGGGCUUCUGCGAAAACUCCAGCGACCUUUGCAAGGCGAACAGUCAAAAUACCAUGUCUCCAGAAAUGGCGAUGCUCGCCCAAGACAAGUUUCCGAGGAUUCUGGUAUUGAUACCAGAGGACCGGCCAAGGCUCGAACUCUUAACCCACUAGCAAGGGAGUUUUCCACCUUCGCUCCUCAGACAUCUUCAGUCACACCAGACAAGGCUGAAGAGAGGGACAGGAAAACCAUCAUCUCUCUUCUGGAGCAACUAGUAAGCCAAACCUCCAGCAAAGCUCCUGGACAAGAUCCAAACGAGAUUAUUGCCAACACAAUCGCAAAGUUUGGCAUCCAAGGAACGCAGGCUUUUCCACCAUUCAAUUUGCCCCCCUCCGUGCCGAGACCAACAUUGCAUCCGUCACUUUUCCAACAACCUCCUCCAGUAUCUCUUAGUCCAGCUUUUGGUCCACAGAACAACAUUGUCAGACCUCCACUAGACUUCUCAACUCAAAUACCUGCCGCACCAUUCGAUCCAUCUGCUCCAGGUUUUACACCAUCAUUUACAAACAAAGCAACAGCCCCCCCUCUGCUACCCCUCAGGUCACCGUUCAAUCCGACUCGGUCUACUCUACCCCAAUCUGCUCAUGGUUCUGAAACAAGCCGCGUUGCUCCAGCCAUUGGUUUUGUCCGACAGAUGGCCAACAGUCCGGUAGUGCCUAUUGUCGGGCCUUGGACAACUCCGUUUCCGACAACACAAGCACCGGUACCUCAUCACAGGUCUUUAUUGAACGCAAAUGCUCCUGUGUUCGGUCCUGACAUGGCGCCCAGAUGUGCUGCCAAGCCGCGAGUCCCUGAUACAGUUGGCCAGCAGAGUUACGAGGCAUACAUCGAGUGGCGCAAGGCAAACGAGCCCGGCUAUGCUCUUGAAUGCAAGGCGAGACAGGCCAAGAGGGCACUUCGGCCUAUUCCUGGCUGA
Molecule: messenger RNA, 1281 nt
Organism: Colletotrichum abscissum
Lineage: Eukaryota; Fungi; Ascomycota; Sordariomycetes; Glomerellales; Glomerellaceae
Exons: 1
Coding region: 1-1281 (426 amino acids)
Source: RefSeq, a predicted model, not a curated record